Messenger RNA from Trichechus manatus latirostris (Florida manatee), 873 nucleotides. Its product is annotated as mitochondrial amidoxime reducing component 2. The record is from RefSeq and is a predicted model, not a curated record. NCBI's taxonomy places the organism in Eukaryota, Metazoa, Chordata, Mammalia, Sirenia, Trichechidae. The coding region runs from base 28 to 732 and encodes 234 amino acids. Gene Ontology annotation, cellular component: mitochondrial inner membrane. The transcript has 6 exons. Gene Ontology annotation, molecular function: nitrate reductase activity; molybdenum ion binding; molybdopterin cofactor binding. Gene Ontology annotation, biological process: nitrate metabolic process.
UGGCUGGUGAUUAAGGAAGAUGGACACAUGGUCACUGCCCGUCAGGAGCCUCGCCUCGUGCUGGUCUCCAUCACCUAUGAGAACAACUGUCUAAUCCUUGAGGCCCCUGGCAUGGACCAGCUGGCUUUGCCUAGCAAGCAGCCUUCCUCGAACGCACUCCGGGACUGCAGGUUAUUCCAGCUUGACAUUAAGGGCAGGGACUGUGGCGAUGAGGCAGCUCAAUGGUUCACCAACUUCUUGAAAACAGAACCUUUCAGGCUGGUUCAGUUUGAAACAAACAUGAAGGGGAGACCAUCAGGGGAAAUCUUGUCUCCUUCUGUACCGAAUUAUGAGGUGGCCUACCCGGACUGCAGCCCAAUUUUGGUUCUCUCAGAAGCCUCCCUGGCAGAUCUGAACACCAGGCUGGAGAAGAAAGCAAAAAUGGAGCAUUUCCGGCCAAAUAUCACAGUGACCGGCUGUGGCCCUUUUGAUGAGGAUACCUGGGAUGCACUCCUAAUUGGCAAUGUGGAACUGAAAAAGGUUAUGGCUUGCCCCAGGUGCAUCCUGACCACUGUGGACCCAGACACUGGAGUCAUAGACCGGAAGGGGCCCCUGGAGACCCUGAGGAGCUACCGCCUGUGUGAUCCCUCUGAGAGGCAUAUAUACAAGUCGUCCCCACUUUUUGGGAGCUAUUAUUUGGUGGAGAAACUCGGAAGCCUGAAAGUUGGUGACCCCGUGUAUCGGAUGGUAUAGUGACAGAUCCCCUAGGGUGACAGGGCAAAAGGUCAGCUUUGCUUCUGGAACACAGUGUUUUGAAAGCUACUGGCACAUUUUCUUGUGUUGAGAUGUUUUUAUGUUUUGGUGGUUUUACACUUAGGGGAGUAAGCAGUUUGU